GUCCCCGCCCCUUCCUCCUCGUCACCCAAUCCCAUCACUGUCCCGUGUCGGCCCCGCCCCGCCGCUCUACCCCCUUCGACUGCAGGCCUGAAGCAGGUUUGCUGUCCCACAACUGCCAUGGAGACGGUGCUGAAGCGGGAGCUGGGCUACAGCUCGGUCAAAGCUACGGGUCACUCAGGAGGCGGGUGCAUUAGCCAGGGCCAGAGUUACGACACGGACAGAGGACGAGUGUUUGUGAAAGUGAACUCCAAGGCGGAGGCUAAGAGAAUGUUUGAAGGUGAGAUGGCAAGUUUGACGGCCAUCAUGAAGACAGACACAGUGAAAGUCCCCAAGCCUAUCAAGGUCCUGGAUGCCCCAGGAGGCGGGAGUAUGCUAGUGAUGGAGCAUUUGGACAUGCGGUACCUGAGCAGUCAUGCUGCCAAGCUUGGGUCCCAGCUUGCAGAUCUGCACCUUGAAAACAAGAAGCUUGGAGAGGGGCUCCUGAAGGAGGCUGGCACUGUGGGGAAAGGAAGUGGACAGGCAGAGCGGCCCUUUGUGGACCAGUUUGGAUUUGAUGUAGUGACAUGCUGUGGAUACCUCCCCCAGGUAAAUGACUGGCAGAAAGACUGGGUCACAUUCUAUGCCAGUCAGCGCAUUCAACCCCAGAUGGACAUGGUGGAAAAGAGGUCUGGUGACCGGGAAGCUCUUGAGCUGUGGUCUGCUCUGCAGUUGAAGAUUCCUGACCUGUUUCGUGACCUGGAAAUUGUGCCUUCCUUACUUCACGGAGACCUCUGGGGAGGGAACGUAGCAGAAGAUUCCUCUGGGCCCAUCAUUUUUGAUCCAGCUUCCUUCUAUGGCCACUCAGAAUAUGAGCUGGCAAUAGCUGGCAUGUUCGGGGGCUUCAGCAGCUCCUUUUACUCUGCCUAUCAUAGCAAAAUCCCUAAAGCCCCGGGAUUUGAUAAGCGCUUACAGCUGUAUCAGCUCUUUCACUACCUGAACCACUGGAAUCAUUUUGGAUCUGGGUACAGAGGAUCCUCUCUCAACAUAAUGAGGAACCUCAGCAAAUGAACUGGCCAGAGGACAGUCUCUUCUGAGUGUGCUGGGUCUCCUAACAAGAUGAUUCUGUGUGCAGAUCAAGUCUUACAUCACAAGCGUCACUGCCCUGAGGGAAGUGCCUCGGAGUCAGGUGACCAGAUUCCAGCUAUUCCAAGGAGUUCAUGAUUUUCCACCGUCUUUUCCUCAUGGAUUCUUUCCACUUACUCCAUGGCUGCACUUGCUUAAGAUCCCUUGACGUCUUAUUUCUUAGCUUUGCAGAGCAUGAGUUGUUUCAGAGGAAUGGUUCUAUAAUCCUGAGGUUGCGUACAUUGUGAGACUUCCUGGCUAGGUUAGGCCUCAGUGGUGAUUUGAGCAGAGACUUAGGAAGUUUAGGUACAGGGAGCCACACCGCGCUGCAAAGGAAAAGAACUGUGAGGACCGUGUUGGUGUGGUUGAGGUGCCCACCUCCCAUUGCUUCCUUGUUGUGUGUUUGGAACAUUUCUGAGCUCUUCACAGUGAUGCUUUGUGAUGGUCAGGCUUGAUCUAGACAUGGAGUCCUCUUGUUAGGAGAUCUGAGUAAUGACCAACUCUGAAAUCAGUGAUCCCCCCUCUGCUUGUGUAGUGCUUCUGAACCCUGCUACAAGCUGAGCCAGUCUGGAGAUUGGCCAGUCUUGUAUUCUGGUUCUCCUCAGCCCUCUCCAGUUUGCUUUCUGGUUUUGUUUUGUCUUUUACACCCAUAAAAUUGACCAUACUACUUGUUUUCUUUUUUCUUUUUCUUUUCUUUUUUUUUUUUUUUUUUUUAGGUUUUGUCGAGACAGGGUUUCUCUGUGUGGCUUAGAGCCUGUCCUGAAACUCACUCUGUAGACCAGGCUGGCCUCAAACUCACAGAGACCCACCUACCUCUGCCUCCCGAGUUCUGGGAUUAAAGGCGUGUGCCACCACCACCUGCAGACCCUACUACUGUUUUCAGGGACUUAGUAUCCCAACUGUCUUGCCUCUGAAUUGUUAGGGACACUUAUUAGCCCUCCCUAUCCAGCUGGGUCCUGUUCUCACAGCUUCUUUCUGUGUGCCUCUCAUUGUAGAUACAGCUAUCUCAUUGUAGUGAAGCUCACAGGGCUGUGGGAGGACAGGCUUUCUUUCUGAGGUAACCUAGCAGUCUGUCCAGAGACUGAGGGCCGAUUCACCUGAAACACAUCCCUGGGAUUUUUAGACAACAGUUACACAGAAUAGCCUAGAAACCUCCAGAGAGGGGACAGAUCCUGUGAAGAAUUAAAAUGCCUCAAACCUCCCAAUGGUUAAAGAAGCUGACAAGCAAGGGAGCCUUCUUAGUCUGGCCACCCUGAAUUCUCUACACAGUCAGUUUGUCAGCCAAUAAUGAAGACGUUUCUGGUUGUGCUGCUUUUAGUGGUUUAUGUCAAGGAACAGUGUAGGACAGGCCUCAGGUGGAGACAGCAGUUACGUUUCCUCUAGAUGGCCGUUCUGCCUGAUUUUUGGAGUGAGCUCUCCACACUGUCAAGUCCAUCUAUGUACUUGGUAUGGCCUUGACGGAUCAUAACCAGUUGUGUGGGGGACAGAGAAGACCCGUGUGGGUUUGCUUUUCACAUGAGCCGCAAGAUCAACUCUGAAGCUCAGAUCCAUGAUGAUCUGGCAAAGCCUUUCCUCCAGGGGACGCUCAGAGUAGUGACAAGGCUUUCCUGCGGUCUGAGUGUGAAUGUCGACUGUGCAUGCAGGAAAUGCCCACCAUGGCUUUUUCUUCUCAGAUAUUCACAGCCUGAAGACUGCUCCGCUACAGAGACUGCUCCAACUCCUGCUGAGAUUAGUGAUGCCUGCCCCCUUCAUUUAGCUAAAUACCACAAACCCUGGCUACUUGUUCAACUGUAAAUAACGAGAACACUGAG
Molecule: messenger RNA, 2912 nt
Organism: Chionomys nivalis (European snow vole)
Lineage: Eukaryota; Metazoa; Chordata; Mammalia; Rodentia; Cricetidae
Gene: Fn3krp
Product: fructosamine 3 kinase related protein
Exons: 6
Coding region: 118-1047 (309 amino acids)
Source: RefSeq, a predicted model, not a curated record